Podarcis lilfordi (Lilford's wall lizard) is the source of this 4546-nucleotide messenger RNA. NCBI's taxonomy places the organism in Eukaryota, Metazoa, Chordata, Lepidosauria, Squamata, Lacertidae. The record is from the annotation of a GenBank genome assembly.
AUGAAGUUGAUCCAGGUAGGUGUAAACGAAUAAGGCGCCCACUCAAGCAGAACAUGGGAUCAGCGUGCGGUUCUUGCUCAUUCACUGCUGAGAGAAGCAACUUUAGAAUAGCAUGAACUGUUUAUUGAGGUUGCAAUGCAAUGGUUACUGCUUGGGUCUUUCGAAUGCUAGAUGGGUUAAGCAUUUCAGGGAGUGCGACGGCAGCAAGGGUAUCGUGCAAGCUACGGGCAAACCCUCCAAGUGCCCCUAUUUCCCAGAUUUGCAGAAGCCGUCCUAGUGUCUCAUUUGAUUCCGGCACGUCCCAAUUUUCCUUGGAUAAAUAUGGAGAUAUGUGACCCAACCCACCAAGUCAAGGAGAUAAGUAACUAUACAACCUUUAGAAGACAUCUGAAGGCAGCCCUUUAUAGGGAAGUUUUUUAAUGUUUAAUGUUUAAUGUUUAAUUUUUAAAAAAUGUUUUUAUACAUGUUGGAAGCCAUUCAGGGUGGCUGAGCAGGCUAUAAACAAAUAAUAAUAAUAAUAAUAAUAAUAAUAAUAAUAAUAAUGAUGUUCCUAUUUUCAUUGGAGAAAUGUUGGAGGGUAUGCUAUAUAGUGAAAAAGACACUAGCAGGGCUAAGGGAAUCUUAAGGUUUACAGAAUUACAAUUUUUUGUUGAGGGAAAACGCUUAGGAGGCAAUUCCCUGCCCUAAUCUCAGUGCCCUGGAGCGUGGCUGGCGUGCCAUUGAGGCAGUGUGAGGUGACCUGUUUUGGGACGCAUGCUCUGAGGGGACGAGAGGUCCCAAUCCUGACUCGGUUUCGGGUAAGCCAAAGGAGGUAGCUGAAAACCGAAAAACAUUGGUAACAGCUAGUGGAAUGCCCCCUUUCUGCCCAGAGCGGCUGCAUUGAUCCUGGUCUCCUCCCAUCCUGCAGGAGUGUGAGCCCGGAUUUGGGGGUGGGUACCCGUGGCAUGUCUUGCCUCGGACGUCAAAAUGUGUUGGACCAGCCUUAAAGUGGGAAGCAUUCCUGUUCACAGUGGUAUGCUGCUGCUUUAAAUGUGCUGGUGGUGCCUCGGUUUUGCCCUUGUAGAACUCAGCAGGGAGGAGAGCCCAAUUACCGCUCUAGGUAAUUGGUUGUGUUAUAAGAAAAACUGCUCCCUUUCCCUUAUGGCAGGGUUUCCCAAACUCGCCAUUUAUUUUUGAACAACAACUCCCAUCAUCCCUAGCUAGCAAGACCAGGGGUGAGGGAUGAUGGGAAUUGUAGUCCAAAAACAGAUGGAGACCUAAGUUUGGACAACACUGCCUUAUGGGGUAUUCCAGAGCCUGUAUAGAGUCCUUAGGUGGGUUCCCUAUCGGUAGGAGAAAACCUGUAGCCUUGCCAAAGCGCGCUUAGUUCCUGAAUCUCUUACACAUAUUGAUAGUGUGCUCAGCUUAACAGAUACUUCCCAAACUGUAUUUGAAAAGGGAGGUGCAAGUCCCUACAGCCAAAAAGACAAUUGGAAAGCUUAUUUGGGAGAGUCAAAAUGGCUUCAGGAUUGUUCUCCUGUACUACAGUCAUACCUCAGGUUACAGCCGCUUCAGGUUGCGUUUUUUCGGGUUGCGGACCGCCGAAACCUGGAAGUACCGGAACAGGUUACUUUCGGGUUUUGGCAGUCACACAUGCGCAGAAGUGCUAAAUCGCGCUUUGUGCAUGUGCAGAAGCACCGAAUCGCAACCUGCGCAUGCGCAGAUGUGGGUUGCAAACAUGCAUCCCGCACGGAUCACGUUCACAACCCGGUCGUCUACUGUAUUUCAGACACAUGGUUUAUAUACUUACAUAUGUGUUGUAGAUGUGCCUUGUAGAUUGAUGAACACUUACCAUAUUUUUCGCUCUAUAAGACGCACCAGACCAUAAGACGCACCUAGUUUUUGGAGGAGGAAAACAAGAAAAAAAAUAUUCUGAAUCUCAGAAGCCAGAACAGCAAGAGGGAUCGCUGCGCGGUGAAAGCAGCAAUCCCUCUUGCUGUUCUGGCUUCUGGGAUAGCUGCGCAGCUUGCAUUCACUCCAUAAGACGCACACACAUUUCCCCUUACUUUUUAGGCGGGAAAAAGUGAGUCUUAUGGAGCAAAAAAUACGGUAUUUUAUAUUUGAGACCUUAGAAUUCUUAUAACAGUUGUGUUGUCGCUCCUGCUGUCAAGACUUUUCUCCUGAUGCUCAAGCACUUCCUACCGCAUUAGCUCUAACCUUGCCUCCUUCUGGUACCCCCACCCACCCACCCACCCAACCCCUUAAAACCACCAUGGCAACAAUUUCACCAACACCUGGUAUAGACCUCAGACUAGCCUCGCUCUCAAACUCCUCAAUCCCUGCUUCUCACCUCUCCCUCCUUUUACAACCAGGGAAAGAUCCUCUUGCUGGCAGCCUUCUUCCUGUUGGUGGCUACCCCCACCGCCAGCCGCAGGAGCAACGCGGGCAUCACCAGCCACACCCCUGCCUGCCGCCCCAUCAAUGUCACCAUCGCGGCCGAGAAAGAAGACUGCCUCGUCUGCAUGCCCAUCACCACCACCAUCUGCAGUGGCUACUGCGAGACCAGGGUGUGUAUGUGCGCGCUUGUGUGCAUAUGUGGGGCGUUGUGAAGCGGGGGAAUGGGGAAUGCCAUUCUAGGAAGCCAGGCACCCAUUUGAAGCUCAGAAUUAUGCAGUAUUGACCUGAGCGGAGCACGUGUUGCUAAAUCAAAGCAGCCCACCAGAUGGCGCCAGCACUCCAGCUCCCAUCGGUCCUGGCAUCAAGUGCAUCCGAUUGGGCAAGCUGAGAGAAAAGUUCGCCUGCCAGCACUGUGGUGGACAUUUUAACAGCUGAAGGCACUUAAAUAAUAAAUAUUUUUUUAUUUAUCCCUCGCCCUUCCUGGUUCAGAAAACCGGGCUGAGGGCGGCUAAUAACAAAUUUAAAACACUUAAUUGUAGAAGCAGCAUAAAAUACAGCAUAAAAGCAUGAAUAACAAUAAAACUCAAAGUUCAGAAAUCAAUUUGGGGGAAAUCCAUCUAAUAAGCAUUAGUCGCCAGGGCUAGCUGGCUGAAUUAGUCCUACUUGGGCCAGCGAGGAGGCCAAGGGAGAAUUAGCUGUGGGGUCUCAGAGCGGGUAAUCUUCAUAAAAGGGGAGGGGGAGGGAAGAGUUGGGAAAUAAAAGAUCAGGCUGAAUUCAAAUUAAAGGCCAGGCGGAAUAGCUCUGUCUUACAGGCCCAACGGAAGGAGGUUAAAUCCUGAAGGGCCCUAGUCUCAUGGGACAGAGCAUUCCACCAGGUUGGAGCCAUCACUGAAAAGGCCCUGGCCCUGAUGGAGGAUAGUCUUCCUUAGGGCCCGGGACCUCCAAACUAUGGUUAUUCAUGGACCUUAAGGUCCUCUGAGGGGCAGACCAGGAGAGGCGGUCCCGUAAAUACGAGAGCCCUAAGCCACUUGAGGAGGUUGUGGAGACCAGGGAAAGGCACUGAGGAAGGUACAUCCUGGAAAGUCAGGAAGAGAUGCCCAGAAGGUUCCAUUCAGGGCCUGAGCCUAAAGUUCCCUAUCCCUGGUCUACACGAUUGUCAAACGUCUUUCUUGAAAAUUAGAAGGCACACAAGUGCACUCCUUUUGGGGGGCUUUAGCACUGAACCCCGAAGUGAGUAAGCAUGUCACUAUGCCCUCCAAAAAGCAGUGCUAAGAAAAGGGCAGAUGAGAAUUUUGUGAGCCUCUUGGGCUUGCCGAUCAGGUUGGCAGUUUGAAUCCCCGUGAUGAGGUGAGCUCCCUCUGCUCUGUCCUAGCUCCUGCCAAGCGAGCAGUUAAAAGCACGCCAGUGCAAGUAAAUAGGUACCGCUCUGGCGGGAAGGUAAACGGCGUUUCCGUGCUCUGCUCUGGUUUCUGUCACAGUGUCCCGUUGUGCCAGAAGCGGUUUAGUCCUGCUGGCCACAUGACCCGGAAAGCUGUCUCUGGACAAACGCCGGCUCCCUCGGCCUGAAAGCGAGAUGAGCGCCGCAACCCCAUAGUCGCCUUUGACUGGACUUAACCGUCCAGGGGUCCUUUACAUUACUAUGCCUCACCGUCUGUGUUUGGGUUUGCUACUUACAGGGGGAGAAUCAUGUAAACCACCUUGGCUUUCUUGGAAGACAGGAGGGAUAGAAAUAUGUUAAGUGUGGCAAUGUUAAAGGUUGAUUUGUUUCGUGAAAUUUAUACACUGCUUGAUGGUUAGAAAAGAACUCAAAGUUUACGAAGUUCCCUGUCAGGUUUUUCAUUUUGGUUGCUGCCCUGCUCCUCCUAUGUUAGCAAGGGCGAGUCAGACAUGUCUAUAACUUCCCUUUAUUUUCCUCCCUGCCCGGUGACUUCCUUUACAGGAGAUGUUGCUGAAGGACGAGCGAAUCGUCUUCAACCAGAGAGUCUGCACCUACAAGGAGGUCCGCUACGAGACCAUGCUGCUGCGCGGAUGCCCAGCAGGUGUCGAUCCGAUCUUCACGUACCCUGUGGCUGUCAGCUGCCACUGCGACCUCUGCAAAGUGGCCUCCAGCGACUGCACUGUUCAGGGCACUGGGCCAAACUCCUGUAGCAACCCAAACCCCUUUGUCUAA